AGAGAAUCGAAAGUUGUUUUUCUUCAUUUUAGCGGAUUAAUUUUUGACCACAGUCGUAAAAGUUAAGAACGAACAUGAACAUUUUUUCACUAUAUGAUUUGUAGCUUGAAGCUAGAAAACAUCAUAAAAAACAUACCAACAAAAAUGGUCGAAAAAGCCAACAAGUUUUUUCGAAAAAAUGUGCCGAUUAAUCUUUCAAGCCGUAGUUAAGUACAAUUAAACACCAUUUAAUUAGCUCAAAUUCUGUCGCUCAAGUUUUUACAGGUGUGCAAAACUUGCCAGUUAUGUGAUAUUUCUAAAACUUACACGUUGCUUAUUGUUAUAUGUUUUAUGAUUGCCUCAGUUUUUUCUAACCACAACAUGUUUUUCAGUUUUAGCGACUGCUUUUUGUUGAGAUAAUGAGACAGUUGAGAUAUAUGGUUAUUGAAUUUGAAGUUCGUUAUUUUUAAAAGCCUUAAUUAGAGUGGCUAACUUCACAGUUGUUCUCGCUUCGUCUGGUUCAAAUCAUCCACCCCAAGAAACAAACUCUUUUGUGAUCGACCAAGUUGAAGCCAUCGCCAUCAGUUCAUGGAAGCAUCGAGUUCCUGGAAUCAGUUUUUGGACAUCAAAACGACGGUUUUUGGUAGACAAAGUAGACAAACUUAACAUUUGCCUAAACUUUGCGAGCAUCGUGCGCCGAUUUAUCCGACAAUGGAACUUCGAUUACUUCUUUUUGGAAUUUUGACUUGCUUCUGGCUGGCUGGUACAACUGCAAUUGAUUCAGGUUUUUCCAGGGUAUCCAGAGACUUGAUGGACAAUGGAGUUGCAUCGAAAGGACCGAUCUUCACUCUACUACCAAAGAGCAGACGCUAUUUUUUGAACACCCUCGGAACUACACUGGAUUGCAUGGCUACAUCAGAGUCCAAACUGACGUAUAACUGGCUGACCAAAUCGGAAAUGGCGAGUGAAAUCUCUGGCUACCGGGAGACUUUACGCAACCACAGUCUCUACUUGCCCCCCUUUAACCCAGACAUGUGGAGGGGGGAUGUACACGACACUGACUACUUCUGCCAAGUGGGAGGGGGGACAUUUGGGUCCAUUAUCAGCCACCCUAUCAGAGUUACUGCAUUGAUCUCGUCAGAACAGCGCUUCACAGUGACUGCAGAUGACGUCAUAGCCCCAAUAGGGUCCAAUGUCAGAAUUCCUUUCUCCAUAUCCCCUCUGAGGGUCAUGGAUUUCAUCAGUACAAUUCAAUGGCUGCAGAAACCAAACACGAACACUUCGGAAAACUUCACCCUCUCAAAAUUAGGAGGCGAAAAGGCCGACCAAUUACACGAUGGUUCUCUGUUUGUGCGUCACGUGACCCGAGAGGAUGCUCUGUCGUGGUACAAGUGUGUGGCCACUCAUGACGUCACAGGGGCCAAAGUGCAGUCUCACGCCGACUUCGGAGGGGGGUUGAGAGGGGCUCAGAUUAUUGUGUCACAAAUAUCAAAGAAAAGCAGACCACCUCAACCCUAUUUCAAAUCAGUCGCCUUAUCCGUGAAACUCGGCGAGACGACUCGACUAAUCUGCGCCACCCAUGGAAUACCAUCGGCCAGCGUAUUCCAAUGGAGUCAAGGCGACAAACACCUCCCGGAGGAGACUGAUGACGUCAUUGAUUGGAUUGCGUCAUCAGAGGAUGAAGUGGAAGUAGUGUUGAAAUGUGAGGCUUCGAAUGAAUUCGGAUCGACCUAUGUGAACUUUUUCAUCACAGUUAGAGUUGAGUUACGAAUCACAGCCAUCCCCAAAGUCCAGAAAACAGAAUUAGGCUCCUCCUUGUUAAUCAACUGCAGCUACUCAGGACACCCAAUCAGACAACUCACCUGGUUCCGAAAUGGAGUAGAGGUUAAACGGACUCUGUUGACCUCCAGAGGUCAAAACUAUGACGUCAUGAGAAUCGGAUACGUGGAAAUCGGCGACCUUGGAUCUUAUCAGUGUCAGAUAUUCGAUGGUGCUGAGUCAUAUGCGUCUGCAGUUAGCGAAGUGAUUUUGAAAGAUAAAAAGGCUUCCAUCAUUUCCUCGUUUGGAGAGAAAGUUGCCGAGCCCGGUAAAGAUUCAAUCCUUCUUGAAUGUCAAGCAUACGGAAAUCCGUCGCCUUAUUUUGAAUGGUACCACAACGAACAGAAAAUGGACACUCUUGGAGUUCAAAAUAAAGGUCAAAAAUUUGUCGAAGUGAGUCAAAACGUGGCGCCUUUUACUGUGUCGAGUAGACUGAGUUUGAACCCGGUUGACCUUUGGGACUCGGGGGUGUACACGUGUAAAGCUGCGAACAUGUUCGGAUCGGGAGUGGCUUCGAAUUAUGUCCAUGUCACAGGUCCGCCAGAUGUGAUGCCGAUGCCAGACCGUGUAGUGCUGGCUACUGGGGACACCAGACUCCCCUGCUAUGUUGCCGGACAUCCUAUAGAGCAAAUCAACUGGUACCACAACGAUAGGAAGUUGCCCUACGUGUAUAGACAGACAGUGUCUCCCAACGGGACGCUCGCUAUCAGAGACACAGCAGCUGAAGACGCGGGGCUGUACAAGUGCGAGGCCAAGGGAGGGGGAUACAUUGACUCAUUCACCUUCAAACUCAGCGUCAAAGUGGGACCCCAAAUAGUGCCGUUUCAAAUGGAAGAUUCCGUUCUGAACGAACGACUGGGUGUUGUGUGUGCAGUUAGCCGAGGAGACACGCCAGUCGAAAUCAACUGGUUCAAAGACGGAAAACAAGUUGUAUCCGGAACAGAUCAGUACGUGGUGCAAUUCUUGCCUCCGACCACUUCCUAUCUUUCAAUAGAGCGAAUCAGACCCCCACACGCCGGCAACUACACCUGUGUGGCUUCCAACCAAGUCGCUUCUGUUUCUUACACUGCAGCACUCAAAGUGAGCGUGCCUCCAUACUUCACCGAGGAACCCAGAGAUAGAUCCUUGUUGCUCGGAUCCGAUGUUGAGAUCCCUUGUGCGGUGUGGGGUACUCCUGCGCCCAAUGUCACGUGGGAGUUUGCGGCUUAUGAAGGUGAUUUGUUGGCCGACCAACUGUCAAACAGCAACUCCAAACCUAGAUCGCUUAACUUCAUGCCGCUUUCGGCGCUACCGAAUGACCAAAUCGGACGACUGAAGAUUUCGAAGCGCAACGGAUCACUGAUGGUUCGCAACGUGUCUUUAACAAUGCCUCGAAACCUGUUGUGUCGGGCAUCUAAUGGGAUUGGCCGUGAAGCUGCAAAGAGUAUCCAAAUAAAUUUAAAUGUUCCGCCCUUUUUCUCCAAGCCGAGCGUGAACAAAUCCUCUCUGAUUGGACAACGAGACGAGUUGUCUUGUUUCGCGCUGGGCAAUAAGCCAAUGAGGGUUGAUUGGUGGAGAAAUGGGGAGAGGGUCUCCGAGUUGAGGAGUGGGGGCAAAUAUCAGACUCAGAUGGUACAGAUGAGGAAUGGCACCAUAUCUGUAAUUGAGAUUGAUGGCGCUGAUCGCGAGGACUCGGCUAAUUAUACUUGUGUCGCCAGCAAUGCAUAUGGUUCAUCCUCACGCAGUAUCCUAUUCAAGACUUUAGAGUUGCCGGAUGCGCCCAGCGAUGCCAGAGUGGUGGGCGUGAAUAGCACAUCAGCUGAACUGGAGUGGAAUCUGGGCUUCAACGGGAACUCGCCCCUGGACCAUGUUCUAGUGACUUAUAUGAUACCAGCAGAAGAGUCGGGAUCGUUUACGAAAACAGACAAUCAAAAUUUUACCUCCGAAAACAACAACAACAACUCAUUCCAGCUCAAACUACACUCGACCAGCUCAAGAGUAAGAUUGACUAACUUGCAUCCAGCGCAACAUUACAGGGUCCAAAUAUCCUCCGUCAAUUCUCUGGGCUCAUCUAAAAACAACCCAGAAGUGUCUCUGUUUACCAGUGAAGCAGCUCCCAAGGGACCACCUUUGAAUUUGAGAUUGAGUGCGCUGUCAACUGACUCCAUUUUGAUCUCCUGGAAGCAACCUGCGAAAAACAAAAGAAACGGUGUAAUCACAGAGUAUGACAUUGUUUAUUACAACAUCGUGGAUCAAAACAACCAGAAAAUUGUAAACAUACCGGCAAGAGGACAGAAUUUCAAAGCUCUGUCGGGAAAUUUUGACCAGGAAUACGAGUUGACAAAUCUGAGUCUGUUCACAACUUACGACUUGAAAAUCCGAGCUAGAACGUCGGCUGGUUCGGGUCCGUUUUCGCCACCUGCAAUGAUCACGACACUGGAAGGUGUGCCAGACGAGGCCCCUAGAAACCUGGAAGUGAUUCCCUCGUGGGAGAGGAAUAUUCUGGUGAAAUUUGACCCUAUACCUGAAGAGAACGUGAACGGGCGGUUGCUAGGGUACAAAGUAAAGUACUUCAAAAACGAAGAGCCGAAUGCAGUGACUUUCUACCCCUCCCUGGACAGACUGAUUCUUUUGAGUCACGUGGACCCCUACAGCAACUACACUAUUGCAGUGUGUGGGUACACACACGCGGGGGAUGGCAUUUAUUCUACUCCUGUUGUCAUUGAAACAUUACAAGCACCGCCUAGUGCUCCCGAGAAGAGCAAAGUGGUGGUGAAGUCCCCAAGGGAGGUGAUGGUGUCGUGGCUCCCCCCUCUCUAUCACAGGGGGGUACUAAAGGCGUACAAAGUGUGCUUCGAAAAACAGACCAUUGUAUCGCGCGUGGGUGCAAAGUGCAAAGAGAUGACGUCUAACUUCAGCCAUUACGUGGAGGAGAACAUAGAGGCGGGAGAGACAUACAGUGCGUGGGUUGUGGCCGUGAACAAGGCGGGUGAGGGUGACUCAUCCGAAACCCACCAAGUCACAGUGUCCGCAUCUUCUACAGUGCCUCCUCAGAUCUACUCGUUCUCGCGCAGUCUCACUGCAGUCUGGAAGUCGGACUUGAUCCUGGACUGUCUGUUCGUGGGAAGCCCCACCCCCUCCCUCACGUGGUACAGAAACGGAGUCGAGUCUUCGAAGCCACUCGGCGUGUACACUGAUGGCAAAUUGGAGGACAAAUAUCUGCAGUUGAGGAACAACUCCCUCCUCAUUUCCUCAGCCGAAGAGAGGGACUCCGGAAAAUACACCUGUGCAGUUGCUAACAAGGACCAAUCAGACUCUAUUAAUUAUACCGUUACUGUUUUGGAUCAAUGGAGGAGUUCGCCUCCGAAAACACCCCAAACAACUGUUGGCUAUAGACUAAACACGAGCUUAGAACUUCGAUGGUCGCAAGAAAACGAGAUCAAAAGCUUCGUCUCCAAGUACACAGUCCAUUUUCGGCCUAAAGUUUCAUCGGCCAAGUUGGACAUCGGAGAGAACCCAUGGAAAAAUGUCUCGAUUGACGCAGACAGGAUGAAAAUCAACGAAAAUGAUGAGAAAUUUAGUGGUUCUUAUGUAAUCGAAGGUUUAGAGUGCGGCAAAACGUAUGAGGCGUUUGUGACUUCUGAAAAUGCAGUUGGGAAAAGCGAAAUGGGAAACAUUCUGUCUUUCAAAACACUCGGAUCCACUCCCCUCAAUCCGGACUUGAAGUCACUAGUAGAGGAGAUAUCAUCGACCAGUGCUCUCUUGAAUCUGUCCACCAUACAACACAACGGCUGUUUCCUCAACAACGUCAUCAUUCAAGUCCACGAGAUAGGCUCACGGAAAAUGGAUUCAUCCAAAUCUGGCGGCAGUUCUUCAGUCACGAAGAAAUACAAAGUAUCUGGCAACAGAGUCAACUUCGUCUUGGUUGAAUUGGAGCCGGCCACUUACUACGACUUGAAACUUAUCGCAAACAACAGCGCUGGUUCUUCCCAGACUAAAUACACGUUCGCGACACAUACCAUCACUGGGGAACCUCUUCCUGAUCAGUUUCUUCCGGAGGGUGCUUCCCAGUACGACUCCCCCUUCACGAAUCAGACUCUGGUCGGCAUAUUUGGAGGGGUGGGGUUGGGAGCUGUGCUCUUUCUCUGCCUCAUCCUUCUCUGUAUUCUGAAGGGAAUAAAGAACCAACGCAAACAAAGAUACCACGGAGGUUACGACACCAGAAAACGGAGCAAAACGAGCCACGUUCCCGACUUCCCUCCCGAAAUGCUACACACCCUUAGCUCCGACCGUGGAACUCUUGUUCACAUGGGCUCAAUAUUCCCCCACGACCCAGCCAGGACAAAUAACCCUGCAAAUCUAGGCUCUAUGAAUUUCGGUCGCACGAAUUCGUACCUGCAAGAAUUGGCCAAUGGCAAUGCAAAUGGAAGGGCAAACAAAUCGGGAUCUAAAAAUAGUCUCCUUGCUUUUGCUUUGACUCAAAAUAGAAACCCAAGGCCGAUCGAUCAAAACGGGCAGUUCAUUGGUCUUCAUUCAACUCAGCCGAAUCUGAGCUUGUUACGUGAUGCACCAGAUGCGCCUAUUCCCCUGCCCGAGCCAGCGAACCCAAUGUUUCUCUCACAUGGAAAUCUGGCACUCAGUCUUGGAAUAGGAGGAGGGGCUUCUGGGGUUCCGCGAGGAAGCAUUCGCACCAUCCAUUCCCAGGCGAAUAGCGCCUCGAAUUUGAACUUUGGUUACCCAAGUCAACCGAAUCCGAACUCAAUUUACAAUACUUACAAUUCUUCGCCAUUCGCGAGCAACCAAGAUCCGAGAGGCCCGAACGGCCCGAACGGCCCGAACGGCCCGAACGGCCCGAACGGCGGUGGGUUGUCGUCGUCGCUUUUGCAGACGUUCGCUGUGGAGCGAGGCGACGACUCGGGAAUCGACGAAGACGAAGGACAGAGUCCCGAACCCGACAUCAACACGAGUCGUAAUGGGUCGACGUCGGGUGGGGGUUCAAGAAAUGGCAAUAAUAGUCGGUCGGGCUCGUUCGCCCAGAAGUCGCCUUCGGGUGGAACUGGAGUCCCUAUGAUUCCUGGGUUGUCCAACUCGCAACCGAGACUGGCAUUUAACACACAGCCUAAUGUAGAUGCAACACGAGCGACCUUGCUUAAAGAAGAGCUGAAGAAACAUAUGUGGAUGACGGAAGCAGCGAUGAUGCCGAUGCCCCCACCCACUCACAUUCCAUUGGGUGGAGGACAACCAUCACAUCUCAACUCCUCGACCAGUUUCCACGGGGGAGACCAGCAGCAGUCCCGUCUCAGUUUCCCCGUCCCCCACAGUCCUGGAGGGUCGCAGUCUUCCUUUUCCAUCAACCGGCCCAAUUCUUUCAUAGCUUCUACUCCCACACCUGCUGGGAUGACUAGGUCGCAGUCUACGGCCGGAUCACAGGGCAAUGUCACUGGACCUCCGCCGGUGCCUCCGCGGGAUUCGAACCUCAAUCUGGAGUCUCAAUCACAGCUUCCCCCUGCAGUACAUAGAAACAAUAGCACAAGUGGAGUUCCGAGCGUCCCCAACUUUUCCGCCAGUUUCCGACCGAUUGGCGGGGAGACAGUUCCCAGAACAAUGGCAUCCAACCUACCUCAAAGAAUCACCCCUAAUCCCACCCUACAAUCCCAACGACCACCAAACGCAGACCCCCCUGCAAACUUCAAAAACAGUCCACUUCUCAGAAACGAUUCUACAAGCAGUAAUAAAUCGCUACCAGGGUUAUACAUGCAAAGGCAACAACAAAUGGCAAACGGAUUUCAACAUGGUCGCAACGGAUCAGGAAUGCCGACCCCUCCCCCGCCUAUAAACGGGACUCUGAACUCCAACGGGUCAACAGGAGGGUCAAUGCACUUCAAUCCAGCUUCACUGAUGAGAUCGAACAGACCCGUCAGUUUCGCAGUUCCAACUGUUGAUCAGUCGCAGAUAUUUGUACCAAACUACAACGCCAACCAACAACACUCUCUUUUUCCACAGGGUAACCAAUCCAACGCUUAAAUGGAGAAAUGUAAACACAUAGAAAAAUACUGAUGACAGUAAUCUAUUUGCACUAAUUUUUGUGAUGUCAUUGUUGCUUAAUGUUUCCUUAUUCUGGUAUAUUAUUGAUUUAAUACAUCAUUUUACUCAAUAUAAUGAAUA
Messenger RNA from Symsagittifera roscoffensis, 7941 nucleotides. Its product is annotated as cell adhesion molecule Dscam1-like. The coding region runs from base 691 to 7800 and encodes 2369 amino acids. Gene Ontology annotation, molecular function: protein binding. The record is from RefSeq and is a predicted model, not a curated record. Gene Ontology annotation, biological process: cell-cell adhesion. The transcript has 36 exons. NCBI's taxonomy places the organism in Eukaryota, Metazoa, Xenacoelomorpha, Acoela, Convolutidae.